Trichomycterus rosablanca is the source of this 1524-nucleotide messenger RNA. Its product is annotated as cytochrome c oxidase assembly protein COX18, mitochondrial. The record is from RefSeq and is a predicted model, not a curated record. NCBI's taxonomy places the organism in Eukaryota, Metazoa, Chordata, Actinopteri, Siluriformes, Trichomycteridae. Gene Ontology annotation, biological process: mitochondrial respiratory chain complex IV assembly; protein insertion into mitochondrial inner membrane from matrix. The transcript is spliced from 7 exons. Gene Ontology annotation, cellular component: mitochondrial inner membrane. Gene Ontology annotation, molecular function: membrane insertase activity. Bases 128 to 1162 code for a protein of 344 amino acids.
AUUUCCAAGUGUACAUGUUAGUAACUGACAUAAAGAAAUGUGUGUAAUGUUUAGUUCUGUGUAUUUGUAUUAAAUGUGAUAGGUUUGUGGUAUAAAUGUGUGGAAUUACCUGGUAAGGUCCUCCACCAUGUCCUGGUUGAAACUGAUCCAUCCUGUGAUUUCUGGCUCCAUGAGGUCACACUACCAUGGAGUCCGGGUGACACUUCAGGUUCGAUGUAUCUCCCAGUGUGUGUUCAGAUCUCAACCCGACUUCAGAUCACCAUGCAUCCCCGUUGCACCAGCAUCCUCUCUACAGCCCCACAGGAGCGCAAGCUCAGCCACGCCCGGCUGGUAUGACGGUGUGGCCGACUCCGCCCCAGUUCAUCUGGUCGAGCAGCUCCUGAUCUCCAGCCAGCAGACGACGGGGCUGCCGUGGUGGGUGGGAAUCAUCUGUACCACGCUGGCACUGCGCACUGUGGUCACUCUGCCCCUCGCCGUCUACCAGACCGUCAUCAUCGCAAAGGUUGAAGCCCUGCAGAAGGAGAUCGCAGAGUUAGCGAAGCGCCUGCACUACGAGAUCUCCAUGCGGGCCAAGGAGAAGGGCUGGUCCGAAAAAACAUGCAGGUACCAUUUCAGGAAGAAUCUCCGGCGGAUCGUGUCUGAGCUCUACGUGCGGGACAACUGCCACCCGUUUAAGGCCAGCCUGCUGAUCUGGGUACAGCUGCCCAUGUGGGUUUGCAUCUCGUUAGCCCUGCGCAACCUCAGCUUAGGAGCGGAUCACGUCACACCAGGGGUGCAGGAGGGGUUGGCAGCAGGGGGCGCUCUCUGGUUUCCAGAUCUCACACUCCCAGACUCCACCUGGAUCAUCCCUGUCAGUCUGGGUCUCAUCAACCUGCUCAUAACAGAGAUUUUUGCUCUGCGACGACUCGAAACAUCCAAGUUCCAGAAGUACGUGACCCACUUCAUCAGAGGGAUUUCUGUGGUUAUGAUUCCUUUAGCUGCCACCGUCCCGUCUUCCAUGGCUCUGUACUGGCUGAGCUCCAGCUGUGUCGGACUGGGUCACAACCUCCUCCUGCGAUCCCCACGGUUCCGCUCUCUCUGCAGAAUCCCGUCCACUCGCUCCGACUCCGAAACGCCCUACAAGGACAUCGCAGCGGCCUUCGUCGCCAAAUAUAUCAAAUAAAUAAUAUGGACCGGAUUCUGAGGAAUCUUGUUAUCAGUCUGAUCGAGGGUUGCAGAGACUGGACCGAGUUCCUGUGGAAUUCAGUGUGGACUGAAGUGGACGGAUCUGAUUAAUGGAGUGGACAGAGAUGAAACGUGAACCCACAGUCAUGUUACAAUAUACAUGAAGUGAACGAUCGUGAUGUGUUUUUAUCAUUUUUAAAUGUUUUGGAAUGAGUGGAUGAAUGUAAACAUAAGUGGCAGAAUAACUGAUGGGGAUAGUUGGUACUGGUCCAGUAAUCAGAAGGUUGCCGGUUCAAGCCCCACCACAAAUGCCAAAAAUGUAAAUGUAACUUAUGAGAAGAAAUAAAACAGAGAGAUUUA